CGAUUUAAGCGAGACACCUUCUCAGCUUCAGUCACAAGAUGCACUGUAAUCGUGUGUCUUUUCUCUCUCACCCGUUCACAAGUAUCGGGAUUAUUUCUUCCACAGCUUGGCGUGAACAGUUUUCCUCCUUUCCUGGCUGCUAGUUUUUUGCUGUCGUCAUCUCUUUCCCCGCACUUUAUUUUCUGUCCCUCCAUCACCUCACUUCUCACCUUUCACCUCCUCCUCUCCAACAACCCACAACUGCAAUCUGCAAGUCAAAACGCAGCUACGAAAUGUUGGAUCGAUUUUGAUAACGAACGACGGCGAUAACCCCGAAGAUGAUCAAGGCAACACACGGUAUAGAAUGAAGUGAGAGCGAAGGACGACGUGAACCGGUACCGACUGAGUCGAGAUGGACGAAAACGAUGCCAAACACCGACGGGAACGAUCACGAAAGGCAGCAAAGGCGGGCACCGAGACCCAUCGACGAGCAGAGCCUGCCUUGACCUGGACUGGCUUGACUCAAGCCGGAUACUGCGACGGCAUCAGCACGCAAUCCGGCGGCGACAACAGCGUCACAGCGCCUAUCCAUGGAGACUCGCAGUCCUGUGGACCUCGGAUACGGACUGGAAUUAUGGGCCGGGGGGCUAGUCCGACUAGGCGUGCUGGCGUGGUUGGUUACUUUUUAGGCUUUCCACUCAUUCAGACUGACUCUGAUUGCUCUCGCUCGUUGGCGCACCAAGAUCGCCUCUGUUGCCCCAAUCGCAGUCGCGUAUCCCCGACGCUCCUUAUCGGAGCGGGCACCACUAACUCUGGUUCUAGCCAUGCUCCGCCCUGUCAAACCCUUUGCUCGCCCCCCGUGGGACUUUUUUCUUCCAACCCAACCCAACCACCGACUCUUGCCUAACCACCAAGACGAUGGGACCCUGAAACACGCUCUGCCCCCUUCACUGACUGUUUUGUUCAACCCACGCGCCCUCCUUCACUACGCGUCGUCACCUCAGCUUCUUGAGCAGGGUCAUUUGAAUCGCGCUCAUUUCACUGCGAUAGUCGUCUCGCAAGCGUCUCAUCAGCAAAGUCACGCCAUGACCUGCAACAAGAAUAUGGCUCAGUCAACAUAUCACGCGACUAACUGACUGCACAAAGCCUGAUUUACGGACACUCCGCACAGCAGCAAUUUUUACUGAAUUUUGCCUUUCCGUGUCCAGUCAGCGAGCGACAAGGAAGUAAAAGGCAGGUUAUGGGGUUUUUCUUUUUUCGUGCCCUCUCAUUUUGAGCCCCCAACCGCCCGCUGACUCUGUGAGUCAUUCAACUGUGGCCAACCAGGAAGCAGUUAGCCAGCAAACUGUCCCCCCUCGCAGUGCUAGGGAGGCUGGAUCUGUGCGCCCACUGACUGGCUUCUUGCACAAUGUACUCAGUACAACGACUUGCUGGCAGCCGCCAUAAAUGUUGCAGUCGUCAUGGUUGUUCACUUUUGGAUGCUGAUGCAUUCUUUAUUUAUCACGCUGCGUCUACCAGCUUUUGCACCGCUUUCUUGUCAUGCGAGACUGAGCGUAGAGUGAUGCAUGGCUCCCAACGCCUGGGCUAGACUUUCGAAGCCUGCAUGCCGUGACUCUUGGAAACCCCAGUCUGCAUUGAGGACACGUUCCAGGAUGCCACCGUCAAUUUGACGCCGAGUGGUGACACGAAAAUUUUGAUUGUCAAGGAUCGCCAAGUGUGGUUACCUCUUACGAGAACGCGUCAAAUUACCCGGGGCUUGCUGACACAAGUACCUCACUAACAAUUUUCUGGUCCCACGACUUAUCACAGUCCUGGCCUGGGUUUGGACAGGAACUCCACAGACCGUUCAUCCUCAGAGGAACCAACCAGCCUCAUUUGAACUUCUUCGCGGUUCUACCAGGAUCCGCCAUGUCUCGCUAGCUUCUUGGUCCAUAGGCAAAUUUGGCUGGGGCAUGAACCGACUCCGCACUGCAUGGUUUGCUUGAACAAGAUUGCUCUUCUUUUGUGGGGGCGAUCGCAAAGCUAUCUCGUUACCUGGAUGACAGAAAAGAUAAGCCUUGAUUCCUUUGUCAUCACACUUGAACUAAGUAUGUUCCAAGCCGUUCUUUACCUAUUGCCUCAAGUAUAUGUGAUUUGAUCGUCCAGCCAUUGAAAUUAUCAUGUUGGUAUUCAAAGAAAUAUCCGCACAUGUCAAGAGACAUAGCCGCGGAAUCCGCAAGGACCAGGCUCUCCACAUUGGACGCUCUAGGCUUUCGCCAUUCCUCUUUGUUCACAUGCUGAUAAGCUCAAGUCCAUGCGGCUCAAGUGACCUUCCUGUGCAACGACAGCAUCUCGAUUGCUUCGAGCUGAAGAAUAAGCACCUCUGUGCUAUCCAGCAUACUAUCGGUCGCCCGCCGAUGUUAUAGUCUAGAUCUUCAUUCCGUACCAAAAGUCAUAAUUUUGCAUUUGUACCAUGACUCCAAUAUGCUCCAAAUGUCAAACCUUCCCAUUUCUUACUCUCGACCUUAUACCAAUUGACUGUCCCCAACGCGCCAAUGAUGCAUCCAGGUAUAUAAACAAGGUAUCAUACAGAAUACAUAACGAAAAAGUGUUGCUCCGAAAAGAACAAGCGUUUGGUUUUCUUAGGUCAUGUAGUAUUUAGGACCUUCACCUCCUUGGGGCACCUGCCAGUUGAUGUCCUGGUGAGGAGCCUUGAUAUCGCACGUCUUGCAAUGGAUGCAGCUGUUCUGUUGUUAGAGUCUGUGUUCUCAACU
Molecule: messenger RNA, 2732 nt
Organism: Fusarium odoratissimum NRRL 54006
Lineage: Eukaryota; Fungi; Ascomycota; Sordariomycetes; Hypocreales; Nectriaceae
Exons: 2
Coding region: 392-886 (164 amino acids)
Source: RefSeq, a predicted model, not a curated record